AUGUUCUGGCCACGAUUACAGCUUCUGGAAAUUGGAGAUCAACCAUGGUGCCCCUCCUGGCUUCACCAGCACGAACAACUCUCCCUCACCAAGCUCUGGAAUCUGCAAGUCCCAUUCUGGAGUCACGGGAGUCUUGCAACGCAGGCAUGUAAGAUAUUCAAGGAGCAUCUGCCCAAUGUUUCAUCAUACACGGUUCUCGACAUUUGUGCCGGCUCAGGAGGACCUACUCCGGUGCUCGAGUCCGAACUCAAUGGAGAGCUCGAGGCCAAAGGCAAAGCCCCUAUUCAGUUCAUAUUAAGCGAUCUCGAUCCACACGUCGAAGAAUGGGAGCGUAUUUCGAAGAAACAGCAAAACAUUUCGUACAUUGAGACCCCAGUCGACGCCCGAGCUGUUCCUCGAAUGGGAAAAAAGAAGGAAUGCCGAAUUUUCAAUAUCUGUUUCCACCACUUCAAUGAUGAAGACGCUACGGGUAUUUUAAAGAGUGCAAUUCAGUCCGCGGAUUCGUUUAUAAUAUUUGAAGUCACUACACGGGACGUUGGGACUUGCAUAUGCUCCCCAUUGGUGUUUUUUUGGGCUUGCUUUGUAACCCUCGUUUGGUUUUGGAACUCGCCCGUGCAUAUCUUCUUCACGUUUAUUCUGCCCGUCGCGCCCCUAGGUAUUUGGAUUGAUGGCUUCAUAUCCUGCCUUAGAACACGCACGAACGAGGAAGUUCGAAGUCUCUUGGAUGAAACCGGCCUGGACCUCAGCAAAUGGACCUUCUAUAGCGGCACAAGAACGGUGCAAUGGCCUUUACUCAGCUUGAACUAUUAUGUUGGCGUCAAGUAUCAGUCGAACGACUAA
Molecule: messenger RNA, 840 nt
Organism: Penicillium cinerascens
Lineage: Eukaryota; Fungi; Ascomycota; Eurotiomycetes; Eurotiales; Aspergillaceae
Exons: 3
Coding region: 1-840 (279 amino acids)
Source: RefSeq, a predicted model, not a curated record